Molecule: messenger RNA, 1217 nt
Organism: Schizophyllum commune H4-8
Lineage: Eukaryota; Fungi; Basidiomycota; Agaricomycetes; Agaricales; Schizophyllaceae
Exons: 7
Coding region: 225-1025 (266 amino acids)
Molecular function (GO): transmembrane monodehydroascorbate reductase activity
Source: RefSeq, a predicted model, not a curated record
GCUCAUGUCCGCUGUCGAUAUUCUUUGCCCAAUGUAUCUUUGUCCUUUCUGUUUCGAUUCGCUGGCCUGUCCUUUACUCUGAUCCAACAGAUGUGGGCUUAGCGUUACCGAGCGUGUUGCGACCCUUUUGGACGGCAACUGCGGGGAGAUAGCCUGCCGUACCGACUUGUCCCCGUCUUGCCCUGAACCAUCAUCUUGAUUGAACUGUGGACUUCUCUAAAGCCAUGACCAGCAGCGUCUCUGGCGAUGGCUAUGAACUGCUCUCCUCUGACCCCAGCAAUGCCGCAAGCGGACAGACGCCGACCCCCACAAGCCAGCCAGGGGAGGCAAGGAAGGGAGAUGACUUCGCGAGACUAGCUGCAUUGGCUAUGGGACCUUGCCUCGUUGGCAUCACGGUCCUUGCAGUACUCUUCAGCGGGCCUUUCUCCGCUGGAUGGUUCGCCUGGCAUCCUCCAUUGGAAUCUAUUGGCGUGGCGGCGAUGAUCUACGGCGCCAUGCUCCUACAACCGACCUCUACCGCCCAGGAGAAGGCUGCCGGUCUCGCCAAGCAUCAGCUCGUAAUUCUCUCGGUCGGCCUUCCUUCUGCGCUCCUCGGUGUCCUUGCUGUCAUGUACAACAAGUACGUCAAGGACAAGCAUCACUUCACUAGUUGGCACGCCAAAAUCGGCAUCCUAUGCACGAUAUGGCUACUAGUGCAAGUUGCUAUCGGCGGCGCCAGCGUCUGGUAUGAUGGACGCGCCUUCGGUGGGGGGCUGAAGGCCAAGAAGGUUUGGAAGUAUCAUCGGAUAUCAGGGUACAUCCUCUUUACUCUGCUGAUGGCAACCGUCCACCUGGGCGGACAAUGGUCAGGAUGGGGCAAGCGCAAUGUCUCGCCCAUCCUUCGCGCCAUCGCGUACUCUCUCGCUCCCCUAGUCCUCAUCACCGCCUUAUUUAUACGUGCAAGACCGUCCAAAAUGGAUUCUGACGCAGUGUAUUCGUUGUAUAUGCAGUACUGUAUCCGGGGCAGUGGCAAUAAGUUACGAUAGGAAAACACAUCCACGCACUACGCUGUCCGGACACGGGUUCAAGUGGUAGGCUCAACCGGUGUUUGAGGCGUCGAUGAUGGUUUCGCAACCGGCUCCGGCGCAGGAAUCACCUCCCUCAAGAACCCAGGCAAGAACCUCUCCAUCCUGACUUGUGUCGCAUUCCAUAACGUCUGCUGCCCCUCGGUCCGCUUA